Molecule: messenger RNA, 5901 nt
Organism: Dermacentor albipictus
Lineage: Eukaryota; Metazoa; Arthropoda; Arachnida; Ixodida; Ixodidae
Source: RefSeq, a predicted model, not a curated record
GCCGGCUGCGCUCGACGCGAGUCCGCGCACCCAGCGCACCGCCGCCCAAGACAGCCCCGCGGACUCGCGCCCGGGUCCUUCGCCUAAGCGCAGCGAUUCCAUCGGCAGCAACUCGCUGGCUCGCAUGAAAGACCUGGCCCUGAUUGGCCGGGAAGACCAGCGUCGCCACUCCGAGUCGUCAUGGCGGCGUGCGAAGGUGGCGGGGCUGUCGUGCGCCCGCACCGCGACUCCACUCUGUGUCUUUUGUGUGGCACUGGUCGGUGCCGGCGUGCUCACCGCCUUGAUCCUCGGCUCGUCAGCGACGCGCAAGGCCCGUCAGAUGGCCUUCCAGUACAAAGGCUGCACGACCAGAGGCUGCCAGGAGCACUUGGAUCACCUGUCCAACACCCUCAACAAGACCGUAGACCCGUGCAGGGACCCGAUGGCCUACGUGUGCGACAAAGUGCGCUGGCGGAGCGAGAUCGUAUCGAACGCGCUCACCGACUUGCUGGUGCGCUGGUACGAGCUCGGCGCCACCUUCCUCCAAAAGCAGCGAAGACCAUCGCGUACAGCCUACACAUGGCCUACAGCGAGGUCAGCGUCCACCGCGCCAAGUGGCUCAACUACUCCAAGGCGUACGGCAAGCGGCUCGAAUACGUGCGUGCAAUGUACAGACUGUACGGGGCCGGAGACACGCCGCUGGCCCAAUUGCGGGACCUGGUGGCCGACGAGGACGCGUGGGUUCAAGCCGUCACCGAGGGCAUCGCGAGCUCCAACCGCGUCAUCAUGAAGCUGCGCUUAGCCCACCUCGACCAGCUCACUCCGAACGUGAGCAGCCACCGCUGGCUGGACUACCUGAAUGACCACCUGCGUCCGCACCGCCUCUCACCGGACGACAAUCUGCUGCUCGUCGACAAGAUUGUGAGCACCGUGACCAACAACAUCUUCGAGAGGUUCAGCAACGCAGCCAUCCUGGAGCAGGUCGCGUGGCGCUUCAUCGAGGACUACUCGUACGCCAACUCGUACGCCGCCGCCGUCGCCACGUUCGGCAACAGAGAAGCCGUGGCUCGCUUCAGGCCCCGCAAAUGCUACUCGUUCACUGAGAGCCGCUUCCAGAAGUGGCUUUUCGUGUGGAGGGUCGGUGAACAGCUGCAGCCGCGCUUCCUGAACACCGUCAAAGCCAUCUUCGAAGACUUGCGGAACACCACCCAGCGGCUGCUCUCUGACGCGGCGCCUUGGAUAGAUCCGGCCGCCCGAAUCGAGGCGGUGGCCAUAUUGGAGCGGUUGCACAUGGAACCGUUCUGGUCGCUGUUCGGUGCGGAGGGAUUCAAACCGAUGCUGCCUCCCAGCGCCAUCCACAAGUACCUGGACGCCUUCCCGAGGCAAUUUUCAUCGCCAUUGAAAGGCUGGAUGCAGGCUGCCGACCUGCACCGUCGCACGUUCCCCGGCUGGCCCCUCAACGACUCGCUGCUGCACCGGCACGGCGAGUACUCGUUCCCGGUGGAGUACGACUACUGGUGGAACUCGGUGUACCUGCACCUGGCCGUGGCGGCGCCGCCCAUGUUCUACACGGACGCGCCCACUUCGGUCAACUACGCGGCCUUCGGCUGGGCCGUCGCCAGGCAGCUGGUCAGGGGCUUUGACCCGCAGAAGGGCGCGUUCCUGGACUCCAACAGAACCGUGAGGAGCUGGAUGUCGAGAGCCACGCGCGAAGAGCUGCAGAAGAAGAUCUCGUGCGCUGGCGGCAGAUCCUCCGUGCUCAUGGACGUGGCCGCCGCCCAGGUCGCGUACCGGGCCUUUCAGGAACACCGAGCGGCCGAGCCAAGACGCUACGCCGUGAGCAAGGACAUCUCGCUGACGCCGGACAUGCUCUUCUUCGUGACUCUCUGCCGCAGCCUGUGCGGCCGUUGUGAACUGUGUCCCAAGGUGCUGAGCAACAUGGCUGCGUUUAGCCGCGCGUUCUCCUGUAAACCCGAUGCGCCCAUGAACCGCGCCGACAAGUGCUCCUUCUUUGAGCAGGCGUGAUAUAUCUCGCCAAAUAUGGAACAGUGGUUGCCGAGUUCCUUCGAGAGGCACCAUUCGUUUGUAUGCCCAUAGUGUUUUGCAUCAGAGUUUUAUGAAUUGCAAAUAACGUGCGAUAUGAGUACAAUUUUGCGCUCUUUUUUUUUAAUACUUCGCCUGAGCUCACGGGGGUUGCAAUGUGGGCUUGUGGGUAAUGUAUCUUCAAGGGGAGUACGGUAGCGCGAUUAAAAGUUGCGACAAAAGAAGGCACAUAGGGACAAGCGCAGUUCUUGAUCAAGAUUUCAACGUACGAAAGAUGUUGCGUUCCAUGCAGCUCAACUUUUUUCCUGAUUCAUUUAUAAUUUUUGCUUGCGCAUUUGCUUUUUUGCCUCAAUCUCCGUACGGAACGUGCUUCAAUUAAUAAGCUGUUACUUAAGGACGUGAGGAAAAGCGUGUGCGUUAGUACCUGGUUCUUCCAUGUACGCGUCAUCGUCGUUAAAUAUUCAGUUUAGUGUAUAUCGUAGAUCGAAACUUUGGAAUAGCCAAUGAAACACAGCGGAUUUAGGUCUGUUCAAGUGGAUUACUUUUAGGGCAGCGUUGCCUGCCCGAAUAAUUGCUAUGUACAGGUGGAUAAGUUUAAGAAUGUGUUACCUUCCUUUUCUUAAUUGUUAAUGUUGGGGCACAUGAUCCAAUUACAAAAUUAAAGUUGAGCAGCAGUGAAGCCAUGUUUGCUUAUCAGAAAUCGUAAAACUAGCACCACUUCCCUAAUAUCCGGCCCGUUAAAGAGACCGACAGCCAGUUUUUAUAGCACCUAUUCAGCUGGGCAACUGAAGGCUUACUGGUCGGAAUGCCCAAUCCUGCAAUGGCAACGCGAAAUAACGCAUUAGAACAUUUUUUAUCAAUUAUUUUAUCUGUAAUCGCUAUCAUGUUCAUGCAGUCAUACUGGAAACAGUCGUAUGUGAGCGCGAUAACGAUUGUACGCCGACGUCAGUGGGAAGCAGGCAAGUGCGGCCCUAGCCGCAACUAAUUUAUCUGUUUUUUAUCAAGCCGAUGUUCAUGCGUAGGUCAAGCAGUUUGAAAUGAGCUUAACUGUAAGGCCAAUGCGUUUUUUUUUUAGAAUUUUGGAACGGAUCUUUCAAGAGUAGCACUAGUCUUAUCUUUGGGCUAAGCAGGCAUGGUUCCACUACUGCUUAGCUUUAGUAAAUAUUUUAUUUAGCUACAUGGACAUUAAUUAAUGCCCGCCUCUUAGAUAAUCUACCUUGAUAGGCCGAAUCGUGUCGUAAGUCUUCAUAAUUGUGGCUUCGUUUAUUGGGCUUAUGUGUCUAAAUCGCCGAAAAUUAUUUUUCGAAACGCCGGAAGGCAUUAAGUCUCUGCGUGCUUGCAUAAUCAUUGCGAGUUCUUGAACUUAUAGUGUGAUAUAAACUGUGAACAAUCAACAUGCGAAGUCUCAAAGUCGGAAGGGCGAGGUUUAAGCAAAUCAAUGCAUACUCUCAAUAUAAUUCCCACGAUGGCUGAACAACCACACUGGCAGCUCCCGUAGACACUAACGCCAGAACUCCGUCUAGAAAAUUUUCGAGAAACUGCACGGAUAGGAUACGGACGAAGGAAAACUUGUCAACGUUUGCGCGCGCUUUUCCAGUGCUGCAAUCGUCUUGUAUAAACCCCGAGAACAAAGCGAGUACUGGAAACGUUUCUUUCUUUCUUCAAGAGUAACUGCUUGCUUUGAGUCUUAUUUAACUCCACUUAACGCAACUUAUUGUACGCUGUAAGAAGAGUUUGCAAACUUUGAUGCUUACCUUGUUCCCAGACUACAAAAGAUUUAGCUCGGGGGCUCCUGUAUAAAUACAUAGGAAAGGAGAAAUAGCUUUUCUCAACAGCCACUGCAACGAAUUUGACGGGAUUCAUUACAUUUAAAAGAAAAAGUCAAAAUCUAUUGACUGAUGGAAGCGGAUUUCUUAUUUAGGCCGUUCGUUUUUUUUUAAAUAUGAAACAUCGCAAAUUCUCAGGAAACGGAACUAUAAAGUUCACGACUCCGUAACUCAGCAAUGCAAAACGAUAUCACAAUUCUGUAAAUUGCGUCUAAUAGCACAUCUAAAGCGAAAAAAAUGUAUCUAUUAUACAUUUUUCUCAAGUACACCAAUAAUAUGCGAGUAGUAUUUUCGCAAAACCUUUGUAAACAGACAAAUUAUUGUAUCAAAUUUGCCCGCCUUGGAUGUUCUGGUGGAUGCUAUUUACAGAACGGCGAUGUCUGUUUCUGACGCAGAGGGACAAAUUUGUAAACUUAGGGCUUCCAUGUUUUUAAACACAAAAUUAUAUAAAGAUUCUUGUAAAAAAAUAAGGCCAUAAAUCGAAAUUCCACUUCUAACAGUCACUAGAAUUUAAUUUUUCAGUCAAACGCCAGGAAUUUCAUUAAAAUCGGCCCUGGGCUUAUCCCACAAAAGCAUUUCGGAAUGGCUGGUUGCGCGAUGGCCUUGAAAAAAAAAACACAGCGUCUACUCGAGCAGUACAAAAAAAAAAGACCACGUGACCUUCUCCGAGCGAGCGACGAUGGGCGAUGGAGGGUGGAACGAGCGGCGCGCGCAGACAGGUGUUCCGUUGCUGACGUCACGCAGCGGCGGCGGCGGCGGUUGUGGCGACAGUCGACUGCGAAGCGAGAGAGACGGCGAUGGAGGGCGCUGGCCCGCGGCAUAACGGAUUGCGCGGUAGGCCUCGGGAGUACGUUACGGUCGAGGAUGCUCGCCAGGCGACAAACGAGGCGCGACGUGCGAAGUGGCGGGAGCAAGGCGUGCCGCUCUCCUCUGCUAAGAGGAUGCAGCGUAAUUGUGUCCGGUUUGUGUUACGCAAUUGUAACGCUUACUGGCGACAAGCAUGCUGCAUCUUUAGGCAGUGCUUUAAGUGCUCGCAUGUGUCGUUGAGGGGGUCGACCUAAAGCGCCACACGUGUACUUCACACUGUGGCUUGCUAUAUGUCUUGCAAGAAGACUGACCCUCCGAUCGUAUAAACUUAUUGCAUUACCAGGUGAACAGGCUUUAGCCUUAACGUGUUACAGAAGUGUAAUAUGCUGCCGAACUUUUACAGGGAAGCUGUUUACGGCUAGGGUUCCGUGAAAUUUUCAUGUGUGUGAGCAAAAACUAUAAUCAUCAGCAAUGGCUCGUGCCACUGCUCACGUGUUUUUCGUCGUCUUCCACAGCUGGCUCCGACUGUGCUCAUCGUGCCAGCGUUCCCACACUGUCCUUCCGUUUGCGAAGGCGCUGGCGGUACUGGCCCACUGCCAGUCAGUGCGGUGAUUUUGGUCUCAGAUUCUUUUGAUGAUGGUGAUGAUGAUCUUCACGCGUUUGGCGCAUAACCACGUACGGAGAUUGGGCAAGAGUGCAUAGUGCUAAGGUAAUACAUAUAAAAAUCUAUAAUUUUCAUGAAUAAAAGCGAGGAAAGUUCAAAACAAUUUAGUAAACAGUCAUUCGAUAAAAAAGUAUAUGUAAUAUAUAUGAGGCAAUAAAGGAGGAAUAAAAUGAAUAAUACGGUCAACAAUGAAAACGGUUUGAUUCAAUUAUGAAUUUUUUUUAUGGCGAUGCACACAUUCCUGCGUGAGUGCCCAAGCACAGAAGCUCCGAAAGACUGCAGUACCGGAGUGUUAAAUGGCAAGCCGAGCUGUGCCACUGUAAUUUCCACAGCUGACUCUGAUGGUACCCAUCAUGCAAGCGUUUCCAUACUGCCCCUCCCUGUGCGAAGGCGCUGACGGCACUGGCCCACAUGCCUAUCGGUACGGUGAUUUCGGUCUCAGAUUCCUUGCUUCAGUAUAUCGCGAAAUGAAAACACGAAUGUAUGUAAUGAAUGUGUAACACGAAUGAACGCGAAAGUAUAAAAAUAAAUGUAUGUGCGUGCCUUUCGUGCCGACGACUACCGAUCAAGACAUAAACAUGU